ACAGGAUGCAGACAGGAGCUGGAUCCAGCUCUUCUCUGGAGGAAUAGGACAGGCAUCAUGAAGCAGAGCUGGGGGUGGACUGGCUGGAUUGGGCUAUGCUGCUUGGAGAAGGAGUGGGUGGCACGAAGCAGCAAGCAGAGAUCGGUGACAGCAGCGCUGACCUGAGGCUUAGAGGAGCCUUCGGGGGAACAGGAACCUGCGAGCAGUCUGGGAGGCAGUGCUGCUGUGCCAGCACUGACCAUGCAGGAUGCUUUUGGGAGCAGGUGGGAGGGCUGGAGGGAGGGAUGAGUUAGGUACUACUCUGCAGGGCCUUAGGGGUCAGCCCCCACCUGGGAAUGGCAGAGGAGUGGGUGCAUGCACCUGUGGCAGGGCAGAAAUGGGGAGGGAUCUGGGAUCCAGCCAUCUGUCGGCUGCACGGACUGGCUUCCCACCUGCUCACAGCCUUGAGGAAGUUCCCUCUCCAUCCUGGGCGCUGACAGAGGAAAGGCAGGAGGUGGCUUGGAGCUGCAGAGCACUGGCCUGUUAAGGGUGGACAGGGGGACAACAAGCUUCCCUUUUACCUUUCCCGAGGACUUGGGGUUCACACACAGGCCAUGAAUGGAUCCAUUUUCAACCAGACUCUCCUGGAGCAGGCAGCUGACCCCAACAGGACUCAGGGCUUGGGAAUGCUCAUGGCCUGCUGCAAUGGGAGCAGCACAGUGCUGGCGACGGAUGGCAGCUCCUUGGUCCUGGCACCCGACGAGAGGAGCCUUUUCAUCACUAGGGUGGUGCAGAUUGCUGUCCUCUGUGUCCUCUCCUUGACUGUGAUGUUUGGCAUCUUCUUUUUGGGCUGCAACUUGCUUAUCAAGUCGGAGUCCAUGAUUAACUUCCUGGUGAAGGACCGAAGACCUUCCAAGGACGUGGGUGCUGCAAUCAUGGGACUUUACUGAAGCCACCGGGCUCCUGUAGGCAAGUGAACUGUCUGGACCUGGUGUUGAGAUGCAUAUUCCCAUGUGUUUGGGGCAACUGGAGGGAGUGGGAAUGGGGGGAGGGGUCUUUUAGUCUGUCUGUGUCCAUGGGAAAGCAAACCUGCUCUUCCUAGCCAACAAACUGUGGUGGUGAAUGGGGAAACCACCCCAGAGCUGUGUGAAGCAUAAUAAAUGACCAGUAUUGUGUUGCAUGUAGAAACAGCUUAAGUUUUGCAUGAAACUUGCAGAAAUAGUGAUAAUGUGGAGAUCUGGACUCUUUACUGCUGUUACCUUGGAUACGGCUACCUGGGAUUUAGGGCUAAAAAAAAGGCAAAUAAGCCGUUACAAAAAAGCAAAGUAAUGGGAGAGCAAAAUACAGGGCACAGACCUUGUCUUUGAGAGGGGCAGGAGAAGGGAAAUGCCAUGUGGGUCAUAAAACAGAGUCUGCAUGCUAAAAAAUGUCAGUCUGUUGUGUUUUGGACCUUGAGCAUGCAUCUUCUGGUAGUUUUGUAAUAAGGAAAGCAUGUUCUUUCUUAUUUUCCUGAGCUAUCCUGUUAAAUAAACUGGUACUUUCUUCUUUCACACUAUGGUGGAGGAAGAAAAGGAUACAGAUAAAUAUAAACCCCUCCCCAAUCCUAAAACAAAAGCAUGCUUGUUUUUGUAUACACCAGACUCUUUUUCCAAGUGCUACAUUGUUACAGUCCUUGAGGUUUUGUAAUUUUUGAAAAUUGGUGAACGUUCAGGGGGAAAAAAACCAAACCUGUUCCAACAGCA
This is a messenger RNA of Catharus ustulatus (Swainson's thrush), 1721 nucleotides long. RefSeq names its product reprimo like (gene RPRML). The transcript is spliced from 2 exons. Bases 594 to 929 code for a protein of 111 amino acids. NCBI's taxonomy places the organism in Eukaryota, Metazoa, Chordata, Aves, Passeriformes, Turdidae. The record is from RefSeq and is a predicted model, not a curated record.